This is a messenger RNA of Aspergillus saccharolyticus JOP 1030-1, 1581 nucleotides long. Its product is annotated as putative FAD binding monooxygenase. The record is from RefSeq and is a predicted model, not a curated record. Gene Ontology annotation, molecular function: FAD binding. Lineage: Eukaryota; Fungi; Ascomycota; Eurotiomycetes; Eurotiales; Aspergillaceae. Bases 1 to 1581 code for a protein of 526 amino acids. The transcript has a single exon.
AUGCACAACAGGACAGAAGUUCUCAUUGUGGGCGCUGGCCCCACCGGCCUAGUCAUGGCCCUAUGGCUUACCCGCCAAGGCAUCAAAGUUCGCAUCACCGAUAGAGCGGAGCACAGCGCCACCACUUCCCGCGCGCUGGCUGUCCAUGCUCGCACUCUUGAACUAUAUCGCCAAUUAGACCUGGGAGAUCGGCUGGUUUCCCUCGGCCAUCCACUCGGGGCGACAAACGUUUGGACACAGGGCGUGCAUCGGUUUCGCGUUCCCUUUGGCCACUUCGGAACGGGGCUAACGCCAUAUCCAUAUAUCUUGAUUGUCCCCCAAGAUGCGCAUGAGCAUUUGCUGGAAGAACGGUUGAAGGAGAUGGGGGUCGAGGUGGAACGGAAUCAGGAGUUGGUGGAUUUUGCGGAGACCGAUGGCGGAGUCGUGGCGCGUUUCAGAAAACCACAGGCUCAGAUCUCGCCGGAGCCAAAUGAUGCAGAGAACGGGCUCCAGACGAGUGAAGCAGCGUAUAUCGUCGGCUGUGAUGGCGCCCAUUCUAUUGUGCGGCGCGCCGCAGACAUCGAUUUUGCUGGCGAGACGUACGGCCAGAUCUUCUUCGUCGCCGAUGUCGAGGGCCAAGGGCCUGCCAUCAACGGUGAAGGGCACGUCCAGCUCGAUGGCGAGGUGACCUUUCUCACUCUGGCAUAUGACUCGAAGCGACAUGCUCGACUGGUGGGAAAUGUGGAUGGGAAACAGCUCGCUCGCAUUCAAGCCAACAAGGACAUGUCGGACGUUAAAUUUGAGGACAUUGCCGUCGCCGCGCCGGCUAUGCGCCACAUGAUGCAGAUCGACAAAGUCAACUGGUUCGCGACGUAUAGAGUUCAUCACCGUGUGGCCGAAAACUUUCGCAACGGCCGCGCGUUUCUCGUCGGCGAUGCUGCUCAUAUCCAUAGCCCGGUUGGAGGACAGGGUAUGAACACCGGUAUCGGCGACGCGAUCAAUCUCGCCUGGAAAAUGGCCGCUGUAUUGCAUAGUCGGGCUGAUGUAUCAUUGCUGGAUACUUAUGAGACGGAGCGACGAGCCUUUGCACUCACCCUCGUCGAGACGACAGAUUCAGCCUUCACCAAGCUAGCUGCCAGAGGCUGGCUGGCAAACCUUGUGCGAUGUUACAUCAUCCCCUUCUUUGUGAAGAUCGCAGUACAGUUUGGCUUCAUUCGGCAACGAAUAUUCUUUGGUCUGUCGCAGAUCAAGCUGCAAUACCAUAAGAGCCCGUUGUCUGCAGGAAUCGCCGGCUCUGUGAGGGGUGGAGAUCGACUACCCUGGGUUUCAGAUGGCGAAACAGACAACUUUGUACCCCUCAAGGAGAUCACUUGGCAGGUCCAUGUUUAUGGUGAGGUUUUGACAGAAUUGGCUGAAUGGUGCCAGGUGAAGAACGUUCCGCUGCACCAGUUCAAGUGGAACGCUCAGUAUGGCCAAGCGGGUCUCGCACGGAACGCAGCAUACUUGAUCCGACCGGACAUGUAUGUCGCAGUCGCUGAGGUGUUGGGCAAACCUGAGCGAUUCGAUAGCUACCUCCGGGACUUUGAACUAGACAUCGAGUAG